GAAACAUCCGCAAAAGCCUGCGGAGCGGAGACAGACAUGGCGUCUCCGGCGCGGGGCGGCCACGUGUGGGUGGGGUCCGAAACGGGGAUUUUGAAAGGGGUCAACCUGCAGAAGAAACAGGCCACGAAUUAUAGGAUGGGAGAAACAACGCUCAGUCGACAAGAAGCUGUCACUGCCAUGUGUUGGGGAGAUUCGUAUGAAUCGGAGAUCUUUGUGGGAUGUUUCGAUGGAUCCGUCAGAUUAUUCAGUACGGAAAAGGGCAAGUUUAUCGAAUCACAAGACUGCCAUGGAGGUGAAGGACCCUUUUGUGGCUUAGCUGUCCUUGAUGGUUCCCUUGUCACCUGUGUGGAGUCUGGGUUGAUGAAAAUCUGGCGGGAUUCCCCCUCGGAGAACGUGGAGAUUCAGGUGGGGCCCGGCGUGUGCCGCAUGAGGCAGAAUUCCCAGCAGCGUCACCGUAUCGCCACAGGGGGGAAAGAGAAUUGUCUGAAAAUAUGGGACCUGCACCAGCCUCAGGAACCGGUUUUUCGAGCCAAAAAUGUGCGUCACGAUUGGCUUGACCUGAGGGUACCUAUCUGGGUCCGGGACAUGGAAUUCCUGCCUGGAUCAGAGAAGAUUGUGACUUGCACCGGACAUCAUCAGGUCCGGAUUUACGAUCCCAGCUGUCCCCAACGCCGUCCCGUCUUGGAGGUGACCUUCGGCGAGUACCCACUUACGGCUCUCUCGCUCACCUCCGAUGCAAAUGCUGCUGUUGUUGGCAGUUCCCACGGAGACGUUGCGGUGAUAGAUCUACGGCAAGGGCGUUUGGUGAAGUGCCUCAAGGGUUUUGCCGGCAGCGUCCGCGCCAUCCAGUGUCACCCUACGCUUCCUGUGGUUGCCUCGUGUGGAUUGGACCGUUUCCUUCGGGUACACAACCUCCAAAGCCAGCGUUUAGAACAUAAGGUUUAUCUGAAAUCCCGACUGAACUGCCUCUUGCUGGCCAGCAGGGAAAAAUGGGAGAGUGAGGACUUCGAGCCGUCCAUUAACCUGCAGGAUGAGGUGAAAGAGGAAGACGACGAAUUAUGGAACUCCAUGGAAGUGGUGGCUUCCAAGCGGAAAAUCGAUCAGGAUCUUGGCUCCCAGACGGGGAAUCCAAAACUCCCCAAGGACCCGACCGUCAAGAAUCAGAAGAAGAUGAAAAAGACUAAAUUAUGUUCGCGGUGAGAGGGAAGAAGAAGAGAAAACUCUCAAUACGGAAAAAAACGGUCAGCCAUAAAAAAAGGCUGGAUGUGGAGAAGUCCGGGUUGGCAUCCAGAUCGGAAAGUGCCAAGGUCACCGUGAUUUGGAGGCGUUGGUCCCUUUUCAACAGCACCCAUGCUGUUAACAAGCGCCUGGAAGGAGAAACAGCCGGACCCAGCGAAAGACUUGCUCAAAGCUCCCAGAUUAGCAAUAUCAGUGCCGAGACUGUGUUGUGACCGCUGGACAGAAGAGUUAGCUAGUGUUGCGGCAGCUCGGUUCCAACAUAUCGGAAGUUGUACAGCUAUGGGGAAUAAACAUUCAUUAUCAUGUAUGUUUCCUAUGAAAUUGCAGGUUGUGUGCGUGGUGCAAAGGAAGCAGUCAGAAAAUGGGUUGGUUGGGUCUGAAAGAAUGGUUUUAUUCAGUGUUUUUCAAACAUGGGGAUUUUGAAGCGGCAUGGGCUUCAACUCCCAGCAUUCCACAGCCAGCAUGCUUUGAGAUGGGUGGACUUCAACUCCCAGAACUCCCCAGCCAGUAUGGCUGUGGGUGAGAAUUAUGGGAGUUGACGUCCACAAUCCUAAAAGUGCUCCCAUCGUGGAGAAACUUAAAUCUUGUAUGCAUUGGAUUGCAACUCCCAUCACCCCCAGCCAACCUUGAUGUGGUUGGCUGGGGGGAGUGAUAGAGUGUCAAUCCAAUGCAAUGUGUGGGGAAGAAAAAUAAAUAAAAAUUUUGAUCGG
Messenger RNA from Pseudonaja textilis, 1949 nucleotides. It is a transcript of the gene WDR74, whose product is annotated as WD repeat domain 74. Gene Ontology annotation, biological process: ribosomal large subunit biogenesis. Gene Ontology annotation, cellular component: nucleolus; preribosome, large subunit precursor. Lineage: Eukaryota; Metazoa; Chordata; Lepidosauria; Squamata; Elapidae. The record is from RefSeq and is a predicted model, not a curated record. Gene Ontology annotation, molecular function: protein binding.